UGGUGUAAAAUAUUCUACGUAAUAAAUACACGAAAUUAUUACUAAGAAAAAUAAAUAAGUAAACACUACUACAAAUGCUUACGUAACACUUCCAUUCCAAUUACAAAAAGGUUUUGGUCACACUGCUUUAGUUUCCAACACCUAACCAAGAAAAAAAAAUGGAUUUAACAAAAACAAUAUCAUUCUCUCUCUUGUUUAUUAUAUCAUCCCUCCUAAUCCCGACGACGACCACCACUGCCACCGUUACAUGCACUACCGCCGUUUGUCGCCGUGACAGUCCGAUCAUCCGUUUCCCUUUCCGUCUAAAACCUCGACAAUCACAAUCUUGCGGUUACGACAAAGGCUUCGACUUAACGUGCGAUAUCAACCGAACCACCAUAACGUUACCGUUCUCCGGUAACUUCCCCGUAGAAGAGAUAGAUUACGUAGCUCAACAGAUUUGGAUCAACGACCCCGAUAACUGUCUUCCUCAACGCAUCUUAGAGCUGAACCUCUCAACGACGCCGUUUAGUGGCGUUUACUCACGUCAGUUCACGUUCUUCAAGUGUCCUAGUUCGGAGUUUCUCCGUUAUAAGCCGUUGAAUCCGAUAACGUGCUUGAGCGAUGAAAACGGCACGGUGUUUGCGACUCCUUCGCCUAGGAUGAUGUACUACUUGUCGUCUCAGUCGUGCCGGUUGAUGAAAACGGUUUAUGUUCCGGUUAGGUGGCCGUUUUAUGAGCAGAUGGUGUCGUCUUCGGAUUUGAGUGAUAACCUCUGGCUCACUUGGAGGGUUCCGAGAUGUAGUAGGUGUGAGAGUAGAGGUGGUAAGUGUGGGGUUAAGAGUAAUUCUUCUCGUGAAACCAUUUGCUCUGAUGUUCAUAAACCAGCUAUUCCGAGAAGAGCUCGUUACGCAAUAGCCAUCGGUGCCGGGAUCCCAGGAGCUUUAAUCGUAUUUGGUCUUUUCUGUUUUGUAUAUAGCAAAAUCAACGAGUGUAUCAAAGGACGCCGUCUCGUCCCAAGCCCACCACCAGAUAUCAUCAACAGCGCUCAAACAGCCCAUUAUUUGCAUUCACGUGUCAUCGUAACGGGUCUUGAUGAGCCUACUAUAGAGUCGUACCCAAAAAUAGUAUUGGGAGAGAGCAAAAGGCUGCCCAAAAUAGACGAUUCGACGUGUGCCAUUUGUCUAUCGGAGUACGAACCAAAGGAGACACUUAGGACAAUACCACCGUGUCAGCAUUGUUUUCACGCUGAUUGCAUUGACGAGUGGCUGAAGUUGAAUGGGACUUGUCCGGUGUGUCGGAACUCUCCGGAGCAGAAUUUACCACCUGAGACUUUUAAUUCUUCUUAAGCAUCAGUCACUUUUGUCUUAUUUACUUUACAGCAUUUGUAGUUAGUUUAAUACUCCAUCUAUUUUAGUUUAAAUGAUGUAUUUUUACAAUCGUUUAUGUAUAUGAAUAUAAGAGUCUUUUUAUUUUUCGUUUUA
Molecule: messenger RNA, 1463 nt
Organism: Camelina sativa (false flax)
Lineage: Eukaryota; Viridiplantae; Streptophyta; Magnoliopsida; Brassicales; Brassicaceae
Product: RING-H2 finger protein ATL20
Molecular function (GO): polysaccharide binding
Source: RefSeq, a predicted model, not a curated record